AGCGAGAACUUCUCCGUGAAAGACUUAGGGGAUGCUAGUUAUGUCCUUGGCAUAAGAAUCUACCGAGAUAGAUCAAGAAAGUUAAUAGGUCUGAAUCAAAGUACAUAUAUAGAUAAAAUCCUUGAUCGAUUUAGCAUGUCUAACUCAAAGAAAGGAUCUUUACCUAUGACACCUGGCACGGUUCUUUCCAAGAACCAGAGUCCUUCUACUCUUGAGCAGAAGGAACUCAUGAUGAAG
Messenger RNA from Cuscuta campestris, 237 nucleotides. NCBI's taxonomy places the organism in Eukaryota, Viridiplantae, Streptophyta, Magnoliopsida, Solanales, Convolvulaceae. The record is from the annotation of a GenBank genome assembly.